Colius striatus (speckled mousebird) is the source of this 2210-nucleotide messenger RNA. It is a transcript of the gene PNRC2, whose product is annotated as proline rich nuclear receptor coactivator 2. The transcript is spliced from 3 exons. Gene Ontology annotation, cellular component: P-body; nucleus. The coding region runs from base 401 to 823 and encodes 140 amino acids. The record is from RefSeq and is a predicted model, not a curated record. Lineage: Eukaryota; Metazoa; Chordata; Aves; Coliiformes; Coliidae. Gene Ontology annotation, biological process: nuclear-transcribed mRNA catabolic process, nonsense-mediated decay.
GGGGACGCGGCCGCCAUUUUGUGUGGGGGCAGAGGGGCAGCGGCAGAGUGGGAGAGUUUUGGGCUGUGCUUUGCGGGAGGGUAUCGGAGAGUGACGGCGGAGGAGCGGCGGGGUCUGUGCCUGAAGGCCCGUGUGUGUGUAUCUGUGGUUGUACGCGAACGAGACGGACAGAAGUCGUGGGACUUCUCCCUUGGAGCUUCUGUGCCGAGAAUCCGAUGUUGGGCUCGGCUCCCUGGCUGAACACGGCAGAGCAGCCCAUGAAAACUUCCAUUCCUAGCCAAAGGAAGGAGUCCAGCGAAAGGCAGCACCUACUCUUUCAGGCUUGGAAGCAAGAAAGAGGGCAAGAGUUGGAGAGCGUGGAAUCUGAGAAGACAACUGAAAGGUGACAUUUAAGUUGAAGAUGGGUGGUGGAGAAAGAUUCAACAUUCCAGUUCCCCAAUCCAGAAAUACCACCAAGAACCAUCAACAACUUAAAAACAGGCAGAAGAAUAAAGACCAGAAUUCGCAGAUGAAGACGUAUAUGAAGAAAGAAAGAGGACAUGGGUGCAGCCCCUCGGCUGGUGCAUGGCAGGCCAUGCAGAAAGGGGGGAAGAGCAAUGUUCCUUUCCCAGGGGACCAGGGCUGGAGCCCUGCUCUAGCGAGCCGCGCGCUGUUCUUCCCUCCUCAGACCAACCACAACUAUGCUGGAGCGAAAUUCAGUGAGCCACCCUCACCAAGUGUUCUUCCUAAGCCACCAAGCCACUGGGUACCUGUUUCUUUUAAACCUUCUGAUCAAGAAAUAAUGACAUUUCAGCUUAAAACAUUACUUAAAGUCCAGGCUUGAGAACGUGAGGUUCGGUAUUUUUUAAAGGAUUUGAUUCUUUCACAGGGUCUCGGAGCUCAGACUUGUUCUCCCCAGCUCCAGAGGGCUGGCUCUACAGAACAGGCUGUUCUUGCUGCAUGUAGUUAGGCACUUGGAAGGGGCUGGCAGUUUACAUUCCCCUCGUGUUUUACCUCAGCGGUCCUGUGCUGUGUUCACUGUGAAUGGUGUUGCUAUAACCAAUCCUCAGCAGUGGUUGUUACUGUGAGAGCAGAUGGGGUGUGUCCCAGCACUGCCAGUGUUGGAAACCAGCUUCUGCCUGACUUAAUGCAGCAUGAACUGGAAAAAAUGCCCUGCAAGCUUUAGCCAAGAACUCUGCUGCUUUUCUGACUCGUGCCACAGUUGCUGGCUGGGUGAAGCCCAGCAGAGCAGAGACUCCCCACAGCAGCAGGUAAAACGUGGGCUGUGCCCUCGUGCCCAUCUGACACUCCUGAGCCCCUGAAACAGGGAUCUGGGAAACACCUUCCUCAGAGCAGGGGAGAGCCCCGGGCGUCAGGGCCUGCCCAGCUCUAGCAACACUCCCCUGCCAGCCCCUUCGUGUUCCACUUGCUCCCAUGAGUUCCACAAUAUGGCUUUUAAUCAUUAGUUCCUUAGUAACAGCUACCAAGAGUCGUGCUCAGACGUGGGUUACCCUGUAGUGAGGGCUUUAGGUCCAGUAGCUUGUGGCAGCUGUGAAUGUGUUUUCAUAGGGAAAACAGCCAUGUAAAUAAAUGUAAAACUUUGUAGCAUAUGUACAUUUUUGCUGGGCUUUCCUGCACAAAGUAUUUUGGUACUCUGGUGCCUGUAAGAUGACUGUGUUGAGCACCAGGCCUGAGGGUAAAAAAGAUAUUUUGUUUAAAAAAGAAACAUUUGUGGCUGUGGCCUUGCACUUGGUACAGUGAAGAUGUACUUGGGUGUGAGCUCCUUUUUAAAGUAAACUGUGCAAAAGAGGCUGCUGUAGAAUUUUUUAAUAAUAAUUUAUAAAAGCAUCUGAAGUUGAAGCCGACUUGUGUCCCAGGGCAGACAGGGGAGGGAUGGGAAACCACCGUGUUCAGAACCCAGGGGGAUGUUUCACAAGUGCAAGCAGCUGAUAAAACCCAAGCACUGUUUGUUUCUUAAUGCCUGCUGUUGACUGGAAAAGUGCUUUAGCUGAGCAGGAGUUUGCAGCUUGUGAAACGUUCUCUGGGGUCUUUGGCAGGUGCUGGGACACAGGUGGGGACGUUACUUGCUCCCAGUCAGGACCUGGCCUGGGAGUGAGCUGUAUCCCAGUUAAAAUUGUGUGUGCUCUGCUUCCAACUGUCCAUUGCUGAUGGUACAUGUACAAUUUGGAAACAACAGAAAUUUAAAUAAACUCAAUUUUUCACCCCUAAAA